Acanthopagrus latus (yellowfin seabream) is the source of this 3733-nucleotide messenger RNA. It is a transcript of the gene rgs20, whose product is annotated as regulator of G protein signaling 20. The transcript has 5 exons. The coding region runs from base 108 to 881 and encodes 257 amino acids. Lineage: Eukaryota; Metazoa; Chordata; Actinopteri; Spariformes; Sparidae. The record is from RefSeq and is a predicted model, not a curated record.
CCUCACACGCCAGGCAGGGUAAAGGACCCGCACUGUAAACCUGUGCCACAGCCUACCGUGGUGGUUUACUCUCCUCGCUGGGUUACUACAAGUUGGAGAGCAGACGCAUGCGUACUGACUUGGAGCAGCCGGUCGGGGAAAAAAAGCCCUAUGUGCCAUCGGAUGUAAUCAAGGCAAAGAAUUACCUCUUCGCGCUGUGCAUACAUGGUGAAAUUCCCAUGGGAUCAGAGCGGAUGGAGAUGCGAAAGAGGCAGAUGUCGGUGCAGCAGGAGUCGGCAGCGGGGGGAACUGCACCGGCCCAGCAGGGCCAGCCGGGCCAGGCCAACCCACGGGGCUCGAACGCAUGUUGCUUCUGCUGGUGCUGCUGCUGUAGCUGUUCCUGGAAUGAAGACCGGGAUGAGAGGAACCGAAAGACUUCCUAUGACGUCAAGGAAGGGACCGCAGACUGUGAAGACUGUCCUAAGCCCACGCUGGAGGAGGUGCGCUCAUGGGGGCAGUCGUUUGACAAGCUGAUGUGCUGCCCGGCAGGGAGGAACUCCUUCCGACAGUUUCUUCGCACCGAGUUCAGCGAGGAGAACAUGCUCUUCUGGUUAGCCUGUGAUGAGUUCAGGCAAGAGACCAACAAGAGUGUGAUCGAGGAGAAGGCUCGGGUCAUCUAUGAGGACUACAUCUCCAUUCUCUCGCCUAAAGAGGUGAGCCUUGACUCCCGUGUGCGCGAGUCGAUCAACAGGAGCAUACAGGAGCCCACCUUGCACACGUUCGACGAUGCCCAGCUGCAGAUCUACACACUAAUGCAAAGAGACUCGUAUCCCCGCUACAUGAACUCCCCAGCCUACAAAAACCUGCUCAACACUCUGUCAGAGCAGUCCCCUGAAUCUUAGGGUGUUGAUGACCUGUGAUCUUUUAACUGUCUUUAUCCCCCUCCCCCCCAACCUCCAAGCCCAUUACCCCUCAUCCUUACCCCCUUUUUUAAAGUUUUUUUUUCCUUUUUUUUUUUUUUUGUAUGUCCAGUGUAGGAUUACAUGAACCGGGCCUCGAGCCUGGCCCCUCCCAGGGAUUUCAGCGCUAUUGUGAUCUGCACCUGACCGAAGACACUCAGGUCUCAAAAAAAAAAAAUCUCCCGAGGGCUCGACAUCACAAGUACUGCUACAGAUUAACAUAGCAAAACACUCCAAAGGAAUAUGAAUACAUUUUGUUUUCUGUUUUCUUUCUUUUGAUAGAAAUAAUCUAUUUUAUUUGUGUUCAGAGUUUUUUAUGGUCUGUUGUUUUUUUGUAUGGUUGUUUGGGGGGAAAAAUGAUUCCUACUGUAGACUAUAUAUAUUUAUGAGUUUGUAAAUAGUACAAAAAAAAUGGAAUUGUGGGUAUUUUAUGUAGAAACGCCUGGUUCUAUUUACUGCGUAUGAAAAUCAAAGCUCAAGUCAAAGGCUAUGUGUUAGCUCUACUUGCAGGCAGCUUUGUGGGGUACUGUAUGAUUUUACCUUGGUUUCACCCUGUUUUUGUUACCUAACCUCACACUUUGGUACCUGUGACAGCGACUUGGCAACUCCAGUUCACAUAGAAACUGUGCGUGAUUGAAACUGCUAUAAGUGUGGUUAUUAGCAGAGUAAGGGAAAGUGACGAGAGCUCUUGCCAGGGUGUGCAACUCAUUCCCUUCAAAAUCAAUGAUGAAAUGGUAUUUUAACUUUCUUUACUCAAUCUUAACCACAGAAGAUUGCCUAUUUUAGACCGUCUAUUUUUGAAUCAAGUGUUAUUAACGCACAUGUUAUAGGUUUAAUAUAGUUUAAUCAGUGUGACAUAAGUAUCUAAGUAAUUCUAUUUACCAGAUGAUGUAUUUUUGUUAUUGUUAUCUAUUGCCAAUUCAGAAAAAGAGUACACAUUGUAUUUAAGUCUUACGGUGGAGUAACCUAUACUGUUAAAAUCUGGGUAACACUUUACUUUUUGGGUCAUGUCCAGAAAGAGCUAUUGUCUUGGGGUGGAAGAUAAGAAUUUCCUUCAGAGAACUGCUCCACAUAAACCCAAGUAAAUAUUAAUUUAUUAUUCAUGUACAGUUUUGGGACAUACGAUAUGGUCCAAAAUGUUCACUCGACAGUGAAGAAGUAGACGUGAAGAUGUAUCCCUCUCUCAUAUAUAUGUCCCCUAAAUGUGAAGCUACACCGCAACGACAGUUAGCUUAGCACAAAGACCGGAAACAGAGCAAAACAGCUAGCCUGGCUCUGUCCAUAGCCGACAAAAAACGCCUGCAGCAGCACCUCCAAAGCUUGAUAAUUAACACGUGAUAUCUUGUAUGUUUAAUUUGUACAAAAAAAGUGCAAAACAGAACACCAGCGCAGACUUUAGUGAGUAGCUACUCCCGGCUAAGAGACAGUCGGCCAUAUUACCGCCCCAUAAAACAGCUAUUUUUAAGACACUUGCACAGUCUAAAAAAAACUCUGUACAAUGUGUUAAUACAUUUAAGAGGUGAUUUUAAGAAGUUUCUGUUUCCACGAACAGAGCCAGGCUAGCUGUUCGCUACUCUAUUCUCAGUGUUUGGAUCAGCUAAGCUAACUGUAGUGGCAUGCUCGUUGUCCUAAAGUAUUGAUUUCCAUAUCUAAAAAAAAAAGAAGCAAAUAAGCAUAUUUAAUUCUCUAUUAUAUCAACUUGUUUAUAAUAAUUUGGAGUAUAUGAAUUGCAAGUGACUCUAUUCUACCCAUAAUCAAUGCUAGAACACAUUUUAGUGAAUUUCACUUUUCAGGAAAUUAAAUAAAGCCUCACCUAAAUUUGCGAGAUUGACAGCAGGCCGCAUCAUUUGCAUAUCAUCCCACAAGAUUUUGACUUAAAACAAUUUAAAACAAAACAAACCUUAAAAAUACUAAUUUUCAAAUGGCCCAACUGCAAUACGAAAACUGACUUCUGUGAUAUUGACAACAGGGGUCAGGCAGGGUUAGCAGCAACACCAAAGCCACCACGCAAACUGUGUUCAUACGCUUAGGGAGAGUAUUUACCGUCGACUAAAAAAAAUUGGAGUUGCCAAGUGUUAAAUACUUUUGCGUAUUCUGAUAGUUUUAGUUGAAUUACUUUGUUGCCUCACAAACAUGUCACUCAAAGACAAGAUCCUCACAUGGGGAAGUGCCUUGACAUUCAAUUUUAUGACAUCUUUCUCAUGAAGCAGAGGUUGUUUUCAGACUCUUGCCACAGGGGUGUUUACUGGAGCGCGAGACGUGUUUAUUGGAAAUUGUCCCUCUCUUUGGCCAAAUUAUUGCAUGUGUUUUGUCUUGAUUCCUUAGUUGUGACUAUGUUGGCCCAAUCUUUGGUAGCGCUACCAAACAGUAUGGCGGAGGGUGAUGAUGACAACACGUGUCUUUAUGUGCUGAGGACAAACCAAGAUCAAUAGAUAGGGCUGGUUGAUCUGAACUUCUUGCCAACCGGUGUCCGUCAUGGUGGCACUUCUGCUUGUCUUAGAGUCAACUUUAACCUACUUAUGUGCAAUUUGAGCUGAUGGAUACACCGUGCAGAUCAACCUCAAAACACAAUCUAAGCCAAUGGUUUGGAGUGAUGCCUAUAAAUGUUGUUUCUUCUUCUGUUUACUAUAUGAAAUGUGUUAUUUUGCGCUGAGUUUACUGAAGAAUACAUUUUUAAAAAAAACAAAUAAUGUGAAUGUUUACAGUAUAUGGUUUAGGGUUUUUCUUUCUUCUUUUUUUCUGCUACUCUCCAAGAAAAAUAAUGACUUGUGGGCAUUUUGAUUGAGAUAAAAUAA